AUGGGAAGACCACAGACCGCGAGCCUGCCAGUCGUACCGCUUGCCCGAGGAGCCCUCCUCCUUCCAGGCCUCGUCCAACGCAUCCCCGUCGACGCGGGCCGACCUGACAUCCCGGCACUCCUCGCCCAGGUCUACGAGCGAGCGGCGGCCAACGGUCCCGACGGCCGCAUCGACGGCGUCCCCAUCGCAUGCGUCCCCCUCUCCUCGCCCCUCCUCGGACCGACCGGCCAGCUGCUCGUGAACAACGGAGACGAGGCGGACGGUUCCCAAACGGACAAUGUCAAUCCUGGUACCGCCGGUAGGGGAGACAUCUUUGGCUUUGGCGUGGCCGCCAAGGUCGUCGGCAUCGAUGGACGCGGCGGCGGCGAAUUUGCCUUGCGAGUCGAAGGGACUACCCGCGUCAGGGUCGACCGCAUCCUGCGCGACCGCCCUUUCUUCGAAGCAAAGGUCACCUAUUUCAACGACUCGGUGGACGUCGCCGACAAGCAGCUUCAGGACCUAUUCGGCCUGCUCAAGCUACGGUCGCGUGAGCUCGUCACCAUCCUGCGCAUCUCCUCCCUCCUGCCGCGCGCCAAGGGCGGCCCCGUCCUCUCACCCGGCCUGACGAAGCGGCUGGAGAUGCUCAUCAUGAGGAGGGAGAUCAAGGAGGCCGGCCUGCUCGCUGAUUUCAUGGCCAACCUCGUCGAGGCAACACACGAGGAGAAGCUUGGCGUCUUGGCCGCCCUCGACGUCAAGGUGAGAAUGACCAAGGUGAUUGAGCUGCUCGAACGACAGGUGGGCGGCAUCAAGAACAACUUCAAAAUCACAACCUUCACGUCGGUGCCUGUGCAGAUACUCGACCGCCUGCACGAAAACCAGUCGAGAAAGCUGCCCUCGACCGUGCAGGUUCCCGGCAUGACCUUUGUGCCGGGCGCGGGCCAGCAGCCGCCGGGGAACGACGCCAACGACGACCAGGACGCCAACGAGCUGGACGAACUCAAGGGGAAGCUGCAAGCCGCUCAGCUUCCACCCGAGGUGGCCAAGUCGGUCGACAGAGAGCUGCGGCGGCUGAAGAAGAUGAUGCCGAUGAACCAGGAGUACCAGGUGACGAGGAACUGGCUCGAAACGCUGUCCGAGAUCCCCUGGGCCGUUACCACCGACGAAAGGCUCGGCCCCGAAACCUUGACCAAGGCUCGCAAGCAGCUGGACGACGACCACUAUGGCUUGGACAAGGUCAAGAAGAGGCUCGUGGAGUACCUCGCCGUCCUGAGGCUCAAGCAGUCGGUCAACGACGCCGUCGACGAGAAGAUCCGAAGGGCCGAGGCCGAGGCCGAAGCGGCCAGCUCGGCCAAGGUGGAUGCAGCAGAUGCACCGUCGACGUUGGAGCCUCCGACCGAGCCAUCCAGCGCGUCCGGCUCGUCGGCGUCGUCCUCGGCGCCGGAUGCGCACGCCGCAAAGGUAGAGAUUCUCAAGUCGCAACGGAUGAUGGACAGAUCACCCAUCAUGCUUCUCGUCGGCCCCCCCGGCGUGGGCAAGACCAGCCUCGCCAAGUCGGUGGCCACGGCGCUCGGGCGAAAGUUUCAUCGCAUCUCGCUCGGCGGCGUCAGAGACGAGGCCGAGAUUCGCGGCCACCGUCGGACCUACGUCGCCGCCAUGCCGGGGCUCAUCGUCCAGGGGCUGCGCAAGGUGGCGGUGGCGAACCCCGUCUUCCUCCUGGACGAGAUCGACAAGAUCGGUGCCGCGAGCGUGCACGGCGAUCCUUCGGCCGCCAUGCUCGAGGUCCUCGACCCGGAGCAGAACCACACGUUCCACGACCACUACGUGGGCAUGCCCCUCGACCUGUCCAAGAUCCUCUUCAUCGCGACGGCCAACACGCUCGACAGCAUCCCGCCGCCGCUGCUGGACCGGAUGGAGAUGAUCUACCUUCCCGGCUACACGACGCUCGAGAAGCGUCACAUCGCCAUGCAGCACCUCGUGCCGAAGCAGAUCCGCGUCAACGGAUUAGCCGAGGAUCAGCUGGCCUUCAACCAGGAUGUCGUGUCCAAGAUCAUCGAGUCGUACACUCGUGAGUCAGGGGUUCGCAACUUGGAACGCGAGAUUGGCUCCGUGUGUCGUGCCAAGGCGGUCGAGUUUGCCGAAGCCAGGGACGGCGACCGCCUCGACCUGUACCGGACCCGGCUCACCGUCGACGAUGUCGAGAAGAUCCUGGGCAUCGAGAAGUUCGAGGAGGAGAUUGCGGAGAAGACGAGCCGACCGGGCAUCGUGACGGGUCUCGUGGCGUACAGCUCGGGCGGGAACGGGAGCAUCCUCUUCAUCGAGGUGGCCGACAUGCCCGGCAACGGGAGGGUGCAGCUCACCGGCAAGCUGGGCGACGUGCUCAAGGAGAGCGUCGAGGUGGCCUUGACAUGGGUCAAGGCGCACGCCUUCGAGCUCGGCUUGACGGCCGAGCCGACGACGGACAUCAUGAAGGAGCGAAGCAUCCACGUCCACUGCCCGUCCGGCGCCAUUCCCAAGGACGGCCCCAGCAGCGGCGUCGGCCAGGCGGUGGCCCUCAUCUCUCUCUUCUCCGGCAAGCCGGUGCCGCCGACGAUGGCGAUGACGGGCGAGAUCACGCUCCGCGGCCGAGUCACGGGCGUCGGAGGAAUCAAGGAGAAACUCAUCGGCGCUCUGCGGGCCGGCGUCAAGACGGUCUUGCUGCCGUCGCAGAACAGAAAGGACGUCAAGGAUCUCCCGCAAGAGGUCAAGGACGGGUUGCACAUCAUCCACGUCAGUCACAUUUGGGAAGCGAUCCGAGUUGUCUGGCCCGAUUCCCACUGGGCAGCCGACAGCAACACUUCUGGCAUCGAGAGCCGACUGUAG
Messenger RNA from Drechmeria coniospora, 2838 nucleotides. Its product is annotated as ATP-dependent protease La. Gene Ontology annotation, biological process: protein targeting to peroxisome; protein quality control for misfolded or incompletely synthesized proteins; protein processing. NCBI's taxonomy places the organism in Eukaryota, Fungi, Ascomycota, Sordariomycetes, Hypocreales, Ophiocordycipitaceae. Bases 1 to 2838 code for a protein of 945 amino acids. The record is from RefSeq and is a predicted model, not a curated record. The transcript has 3 exons. Gene Ontology annotation, cellular component: peroxisomal matrix. Gene Ontology annotation, molecular function: ATP binding; serine-type endopeptidase activity; ATP hydrolysis activity.